CCACGGAUCAAGAAAACAAUCCAAGAAGCUCAAUGAUAGAAGUAAAUUAGCUGAUUCUCACUCGAUAAUUGGAGCCGGAGCUAAGGGGGUGCAUAUGUACGCAGUACGCACACAACACUGUCAGAGAACUGUACCGGCCGGCCUCCUCCUUCUGCUGCUGGCCAUGUGGAGCCCACACUGUGCAGUGGGGUCAGCGGCUAAACUAGACGCCUGCCAAUGUUGUCUGCUCCGGGAGGGGCAGCUCAUGCAACGGAUGUAUCCUAGCCAGUGCAUACCACUGGUCUUGCUUAGCAUGCGAAAAGGGCCGGCCGGGUGAAAUAUUCUCCCGCGGCAUCAUUGCAUUUUUGCAAUUGCGUUGUGUUGGUGGCCAAGUUUAUAAACCCCUCCAUACCUCACUCCCCAGUUCCAGAAGCUGGGAAUCUUUGCUCUCUUCUUUCUCUUGCUUGUCUUAUGCAGCUGCAAGUAGUAGUAUGAUCCCCUGACUGAAGAGGAAGACUAAAGCCUGAAGCAGAACAAGAGAGAGAACAAGAGAAAGGACAAGCGCUUUCUUUUGAGCCGGUGGAUAUUGGGCAGCAGGUUCAGGAUACUCAACCGGUUGGUCUCACUAGCUUGAGAACAAAGACUGUUAAAGAACAGAGGAUGAUGCAGAUGGAGAAACUUGUGAAUCACUGCGACAUGGAGCUCAUGAAGAUGGCCAUGCUCAAACAUGAAGAGACCUUCAGGCAGCAGGUCCAUGAGCUGCACCGGUUAUACCGCGUCCAGAAGCAGCUCAUGACCGGGCCAAGCUGCCGGCGCCAGAGGCGCAAGAAGCCCCGGCGCGCGCUGGACCUGCACCUACCUGCCGACGAGUACAUCGUCAUCGGAGCUGACAACGCGACGCCACCAUCGAGGGAACACGAGCUGGAGCUGACGCUGGCCAUCGGCGGCGGCACUAACGCCAGCCGGAGGAAGCGGCCGGACGAGGGCACCCCCUUGGCGUCGCACUGCUCCGGCGGGAGCCCGACGUCGUCGUCGUCGUCAUCGAUCGGCACCAGCGGAUCACCACCGUACCAGUUCCAUCUACAGGACGGGACAGUGAUGAAGCAGCAGCAGCAGGCGCCAUGGCUCGUGCAAUACCUCAGCCUUAGGACGGCAUGAGAUGAUUGAUCAGAUUUAACGUGGCCUUCGUAGGAUAGCAAGGUUGUGUUGCGACUUGUAGGAGAGGAUGCAGGUAGUAAGGUAGUGUUUGGUUUGUGGGAGGGGAUGAGACGGAGCGAAUCUAUCUGUUUUUGAGUUGUUUGGAUAGAGAGCAGUAGGAUGGAAUAGUUUGAAAUCUCAAUAUUCUUUAAAUAUUCGAACGGAAUUGUUCCAAAAAGAAUAGUGGAACGCAACCGUCCCAUUUCGAAUAUGACACUGACGGUAAGCCCGAUGUACUAAAA
Molecule: messenger RNA, 1418 nt
Organism: Phragmites australis (common reed)
Lineage: Eukaryota; Viridiplantae; Streptophyta; Magnoliopsida; Poales; Poaceae
Exons: 3
Coding region: 640-1137 (165 amino acids)
Source: RefSeq, a predicted model, not a curated record